AUGUGGUUAGUUUCUUUCCUAUUCGUACUAUUCGUUGUUUCCAUUAAUGGAACAGAACGAAAAACUUACGAGCAAAAAUUAACAGCGGUGGAUACUGAAAUCACCUCUUUUGCUCACACAGCAUUGUCAGAACAUUUCCGAAAUGAUAAACAAAUGCGUGCAACGCAUAUUGUUCAAAUCAAAACCGCUGUUGACAUAGAAAACAGUCGUCAAAUCUACACAAUCCAUUUCCAAGUCACAUCAAGUGAUAACGAUAUCAAAUACGAAUGUCCGGUAGCCGUUUAUGACGAUCCUGUUGGACAUAUUCGAGCAUUAGUUCGUGCAAUCGUUUGUAUUUCACUGGAACAAGAUUCUCGCAAUCAACAAUUAAUCGGUGGAGAUGUGCAACGUAAUGCAAAUAAGAUUCCGUACCCAUUUGUAUCCGGAACUAAAAUUCCUGUCGAGCAUACUUCAGUUGACGAAGUCGGCGAAUAUGACACGUAUUUGUUCGAUCGCUUCCAAAGACUUCAUCAAAAAUUCUAUAUGGAUGACAAAGAAAAAGAAAAACGAUUUCAAGUUUUCAAACAUAACUUAAACCGAAUUGAACAAUUCAAUGAGCAAGAAGAAGGCACGGCUAUCUACGGAAUAACACACUUGAGUGAUCUGAAUGAGGAGGAAUAUACUCAAUACCAUUUAAACGAACGUCUUUCCUUGUCAAAAGGUAUCCGCGUACAAUCGUCAGAAUCGCGCAAAGAUCCGCUACAAGUCACGCCGGACGCGUUCGAUUGGCGCAAUCACAGUGCUGUUACUGAUGUGAAAAAUCAAGGUCAAUGUGGUUCAUGUUGGGCAUUCAGUGUCACUGGAAAUAUCGAAGGUGUUUGGAAAGCGAAAAAAGGCGAUCUGAUCUCUUUGUCCGAACAAGAAUUGGUCGAUUGUGAUAAAGUCGAUGAAGGCUGUAAUGGUGGAUAUAUGACAGAUGCCUAUGGACAAAUCAUCAGCAUGGGCGGAUUGAUGACAGAAGAGGACUACAAGUAUGAAGGGAAACAACACAAUCAAUGCUUAUUGGACAAAUCUAAAAUUAAAGUUAAUAUCGAUAGUUAUGUAAAUAUAACGUCAGAUGAAAAUGGUAUGGCAGAAUGGUUGGCAACAAAUGCACCGAUCUCAAUUGGCUUAAACGCUAACAUGAUGCAGUUCUAUUUCCGUGGUGUUGCUCAUCCUCGACGUGCCUUUUGCAAUCCACAAGGUUUAAAUCAUGGUGUUCUACUAGUCGGUUAUGGCGUCGAACAGAAAAGUUCGAAAUCAAUUCCAUUUUGGAUUAUCAAGAAUAGUUGGGGUGCACAUUGGGGAGAAAAGGGUUAUUACCGUUUAUAUCGUGGUGAUGGUACAUGUGGUGUGAAUUUGAUGUGUUCAUCAGCAAUUGUGAAUUGA
This is a messenger RNA of Adineta ricciae, 1407 nucleotides long. NCBI's taxonomy places the organism in Eukaryota, Metazoa, Rotifera, Eurotatoria, Adinetida, Adinetidae. The record is from the annotation of a GenBank genome assembly.